AUGACAAAUACUAAUGUUGCUCCUACUAACCCUAGCCUCCUCCGUGCAUGGUGGAUGAACAAGAAACUACGAUUCGAUGUUGCGAUGAGUAGCAUCAUUAUGAUCCUCAACAUUGAAGCGAUCUUUUAUAUGAGAACACACAAUAUUCCCUAUGGCUAUGACAAACAAGAUGCCUACGUCUUUGGACUCAUCAGUCAUAUCUCCGGCUGGGGUGUUUUCCUACGCCUCCUCUAUGAUAUUUCUCCGCAAUUGGCUCUAUUCGUGGGUCUAAACUUCGGAUUACCUUGUUUGCUAUGGUUAGUAGCCGUCAUGAUUGUGCCGUGUCUAUGGUCUGGAGUGCAAGCAGUACGAGGUUGGUGGAAGUUUGUGAAUCAACCAGAGAGGGUUAUUGGAUAA
Messenger RNA from Arabis nemorensis, 396 nucleotides. Lineage: Eukaryota; Viridiplantae; Streptophyta; Magnoliopsida; Brassicales; Brassicaceae. The record is from the annotation of a GenBank genome assembly.